Molecule: messenger RNA, 1346 nt
Organism: Polistes canadensis
Lineage: Eukaryota; Metazoa; Arthropoda; Insecta; Hymenoptera; Vespidae
Product: dipeptidase 1-like
Exons: 8
Coding region: 94-921 (275 amino acids)
Biological process (GO): proteolysis
Molecular function (GO): metallodipeptidase activity
Source: RefSeq, a predicted model, not a curated record
UUCUGGGCCGCUUACGUUCCCUGCGAUGCGGCACAGCUUAACGCUGUUCAACUUUCUCUCGAACAAAUCGACGUAAUUCGUCGACUAGCCGAAAUGAAUGCUCAACAUUUAACUCUGGUUACUUCUGUCAAAGGCCUGAUCGAGGCACAUCGCGACGGAAAAAUUGCAAGUCUGAUCGGAGUCGAAGGUGGUCAUUCACUUGGGAAUUCCUUAGGUGUUCUCAGAACAUUUUACGGCCUGGGGGCACGAUAUCUUACUUUGACGCAUGCCUGUGACACUUCCUGGGCAGUAUGUUCAGUUGGCGAGAUGAAUAACACUCAGGAUGAGACACCUGGGCUCAGCGAAUUUGGAAAGGCGGUGGUAAGGGAAUUGAAUAGGUUGGGCAUGCUGGUGGAUCUCUCUCAUGUUUCCACAAGGACGAUGAGAGCAGCACUGCAAACGACUAGGGCACCAGUGAUUUUCUCUCACAGUGCUGCAAGGGCACUCUGUAAUUCCAGUAGAAAUGUACCGGACGACGUACUCAGAAAUCUAGCAAAAAAUGGUGGAGUGGCGAUGGUUCCAUUUUAUACGUAUUUCAUAACGUGCAACAACACCGCCACCAUUAAGGAUGUUAUUGCACACAUUAAUCACAUACGAAAGGUGGCAGGGAUCGAUCACGUUGGAAUAGGAGCUGGCUUCGAUGGAAUUAAUUUCACUCCCAUUGGCCUGGAAGAUGUAUCAAGAUACCCUCAAUUACUGGCAACACUCUUAGAGGAUCCAACGUGGACCGAAGAAGACAUCAAAAAAUUAGCUGGCCUCAAUUUACUAAGGGUAUUCGCUAAAGUUGAACAGGUACGCGAUGAAUGGCACAGAGCGGCUGUUUUACCUGUGGAUAAAAUUAGUCCACCAGAUAAUUCGGCCUGUACGUAUGGAGCAUCCUGAUCUUCUUCUUCAUUUCGUGCGUUGACAUCGAGAUAUCUGGAAUUUAUAAGAUCGUCGAAAAUUCGACACGUUUUGCGCUUUUACAAAUCCUUUUAAAAAGUGCAAACGUAAAGAAGAAAAAGAAGAAAAAGAAGAAGAAGACAAAAAUAACCGAGAGUUUGUUCCUUUAUGAAAAAACUCCUUCCUGGUCUUCCAAAGACCCUAUCGCGCCUUAAAUGGAAAAGAAAGCUUAAUGGUUAUUGGAUAAUCUGGAAUAAAAAAAAAGAAAAAAAAAAAUACACACCUUCAGAACAUUUGUGUUCCCUGUGACUCUCUAUCAUUUUAUAUUUUUUCCUUUAAUUAAAAUAUUACAGACAAAUACAUUCUGAAAUUUUCUAUUUGAAUUAUCAUCUAUUUUCACGUGUGAGUUAUUGUUUUUCUUCUUA